Molecule: messenger RNA, 1030 nt
Organism: Pieris rapae (cabbage white)
Lineage: Eukaryota; Metazoa; Arthropoda; Insecta; Lepidoptera; Pieridae
Exons: 1
Coding region: 116-892 (258 amino acids)
Source: RefSeq, a predicted model, not a curated record
CACACCCUUAAUCUGACGUCAAAUUAAUCAUGCAUAAUGUACAAUAUUAAUAAAUUAAAGAAAAAAACAAACAUGUAUAAGGAUUAUCUUUGGAGCUAAUCUAUUAAUUUACGCCAUGUCAAAACCCUGUAAGAAAAUAAAAAACCCAUGCAAAAUAUGUCUGGGACCAGUAACCCGAAAGAAUGGUUUACAAUGCCAGGGCUUUUGUCAGUGUUGGGUUCACUACGCCUGCCUCAACUACACUCCCGGUAAGAUAAAGGACAUCAAAGCUGGUAUUAUUCACGUAAACUGUCCUUGUCCAGAUUGCAACAGCUCACUUCCAAAAGAAUACCGCUCGGAUGAGCCAUACAGUUGCACGAACUUACAGUGUCCCGCUAAUAUUGCACCCAAAUGUGACAACACUGGCUGUCCAAUUAAUAAACAACAAGGUCAGAAAGGAACUAAUAUGAGAAAUACUGGUGCCGGGUCUGGUUGUCCCUUAGGCCAAUGUGGUAAAGAAUGUAAGGAAAACAGCAAAGGCUCGAACCAACCAGGAAGAGAAAAAGAAGGAAAAGGAAGUUCAUGCGGUCCGUCAUGCAAAGAAACUAGUGUUCCGUUGAGAGCCGGGGCGAUUUUACCACAUCAGAUGCCGCCCAGUCCGGAGAGCCCUCCAUUCUGCCCUUCAGGAUGCUCAUUACCACCUGGAGAUUUAGGUCAAUCAUCAGACCCAAUGCCGGCGUUGGAACAAAUGUGUAAUACAGUCGGUCAAUUGACGAAUCAAAUAAACGAUCUUAUGCAGCAAAUGAAGAAUGUUGUACAGGGUAAUAAUAGCGGUGGAGGACCUGGAAGAGAUCCUAAAGAAAGUUAUCCAAAGUCCUGCUACUGUCCUGGCAACCCUGGUAAAAAACGAUAAAUAUAUACGUUCUAAGCAUGAAGUUCAUUUAUAAAUACUUUGUCAACUGGAAACAUACUUAGAAUCUUACACUAUAUGGUUACGUUUUAAAAGGCAUUGCGAUUGACGAAGAGUUUAUUUGUUGAUAGAACAAUAUUU